AUGCCAAGAGGUGUUAUGAUACAUGCCAUGCAUCAAUUUAAUGAGUUCAAUGACACUUAUAUCGAUAACAAAUACGAUAUAUCUGACGAGCAAUAUUAUUAUGGCUCUAACAAACGCAAAAGGAAAACUGCUGCACCUCAGAAACGUGAAUCAACAGAAGAGGACUCAAGAGAAGAUGUCAAAAUGAUACUUAAAAAUUCACCUUUUGGCCCUAUAAAUUUGGUUACAAAAGAAAAUAAUGUUCUUCCUUCCUCUUUAAAUGGUACAGAACGCUCAAGUGAAAUAUUAAGUGAUGGCAAUAUAACUGCAUCUCCGGAACACGUUAAACUUUAUGCUGCUAUGUUAAAUUAUUUCUUUUGA
Schistosoma mattheei is the source of this 360-nucleotide messenger RNA. NCBI's taxonomy places the organism in Eukaryota, Metazoa, Platyhelminthes, Trematoda, Strigeidida, Schistosomatidae. The record is from the annotation of a GenBank genome assembly.